UUAGUUUUUUUUAUUUUAGUUUUUUAUUUUCCAGUUUUUUAUUUUAGUUUUAUUUUAUUUUCACCGACGCCGUUCUUUCUUCGGGAACCCCUGGACCUGCUGGAGCUGGACUCCGGCAGUCACCUCCCUUGGUUGUGAAAGUGGCAGCAUGCUCUGACCCUGCAUCAUCAACAUGACACUGGAUGAAAGCGCUCCUGCCCUGGGCUCCUCAUCCACAGCCUCCUCAGCAACAGGCUCAUCCUAUCUUUUCUGAAUCCCAUGAGUGUCCCCUCAGUCUACUUGCCCUCCAGCUGCGAUGUCCUGCGGGAACAGCCAGCAGCAGUGCCGGCCCCCUCCCAAGUACCCCCCGCCAAGAUCUCAGCACAGUGCUCACCCCUAGCACCCCCCACCCCGCCCCAGCUGUGCUCCAGUCCCGGGGGCGGCUGUGACCCCAGCUCCGGGGCGGCUGCUGCCUGGACCACCGUAGGUGCCAUGGAUGCCGGCGAGACAGCUCCGACUCCUGUGACGGUGGUGGUGGGCUGCAGUCUGGGCAGCCAUGCUGGCUCCGGGUGUGGCCAUGGCUCUGGGGGCGGCUGCUGACCCGGGAUCCUGAAGCCAAGACAAGCGCACUGAGAGGAAGAAUCCAAGGACCAUCUCAGCCCAGUGUGUUCUCUCCAGAUACCCCAGUCUCCGAGCGCUUGGCCAGUGGAGAUGUCCAGGAAGCCGCUAAGCUUCCCGGGGUGGCUCCUCCUAUCUGUUCUCCAGGACCAGCCUGAAGGCCCACCCACCUCCUGUCUUCUAGAACUUGCAGUAUCCGCCCCAUCAAUUGUCAUCAUCCAGGUCUGGACCUAUGGAAAAAUAAAGUUUUAAUUCCUCAGCA
This is a messenger RNA of Felis catus (domestic cat), 859 nucleotides long. RefSeq names its product late cornified envelope protein 2C-like. The record is from RefSeq and is a predicted model, not a curated record. The transcript has 2 exons. NCBI's taxonomy places the organism in Eukaryota, Metazoa, Chordata, Mammalia, Carnivora, Felidae. Bases 259 to 579 code for a protein of 106 amino acids.